AUGGCACACCCAUCACAAUUAGGUUUUCAAGACGCAGCCUCUCCAAUUAUGGAAGAACUUUUGCACUUCCACGACCACACCCUCAUAGCCGUAUUCCUUAUUAGUACGCUCGUUCUUUACAUCAUUACAAUCAUGAUAACCACUAAACUAACCAACACCAACUCCAUAGACGCCCAAGAAAUCGAAAUAGUUUGAACCAUUAUACCAGCAAUUAUCCUAAUCAUAAUUGCCCUGCCGUCCCUACGAAUUCUUUAUCUUAUAGACGAAGUAAAUGACCCCCAUCUUACAGUAAAAACAAUCGGCCAUCAAUGAUACUGAAGCUAUGAAUACACUAACUACGAAGACCUAUCAUUCGACUCGUACAUAAUCCCAACCAGCGAUCUGACCCCAGGUCAAUUCCGAUUGUUAGAAGUCGACAACCGAAUAGUAGUUCCCAUGGAGUCUCCUAUUCGGCUCUUAGUGACCGCUGAAGACGUUCUUCACUCCUGAGCUCUCCCAUCCUUCGGAGUAAAAACAGAUGCUAUCCCAGGACGACUUAAUCAAACAUCAUUCAUCGCCACUCGACCAGGAGUAUUCUACGGACAAUGCUCAGAAAUUUGCGGAGCUAAUCACAGCUUCAUACCGAUCGUAGUCGAAGCAGUCCCACUAAACGACUUCGAGAACUGAUCUUCAUCAAUACUAGAAGCCU
Messenger RNA from Xenopus tropicalis (tropical clawed frog), 688 nucleotides. NCBI's taxonomy places the organism in Eukaryota, Metazoa, Chordata, Amphibia, Anura, Pipidae. The record is from the annotation of a RefSeq genome assembly.